AUGAGAGGUCAUACCGGGGAGAGACCAUAUAAAUGUGCAACGUGUGGAUCAUCAUUCACCCAGAAGAGCAAUUUGCGUGUACAUAAUCGAACACAUACUGGUGAAAAGCCUUUCAAAUGUGACAUGUGCGAUGUUUCGUUCAGUCAGGGUAGUCAUUUGACUGCUCACAAACGAAUUCAUAAUAAUGAACGGCCAUAUGCAUGUGACAGCUGCCAACAAAUGUUUACACAGCGUAGUGCUCUGAAACGGCACAUAAUGACACAUACAGGUGACAAACCACACAAGUGUGAUGAGUGUAGUGCCAAAUUUUCACAGAAAGAUGAUUUAAGAAGACACUUAAAGGUUCAUACUGGAGAAAAGCCAAUCAUGUGCUCAUACAAGCAUUGCAAUAUGAAUUUCACAGAUAGAACAGGUUUGACAAGACACAUAAAAUCAGUACAUUGUGACAAACCAGAGUUACCAGGAGAUGGAAAGAAAAAGAAAAGAAAGAAAUCAGGAUCAAAAUCAUCCCCAUGCCCAAGUAAUAGUCCAAAAUCUGUGAAAGGAGGUAAAGCUAAGGCCUCAACUGUAGAACCAACUAGGACAAGUAGACGUCUGCGAGAAGCAGCUGAAAAGAAAAAGGUGAAACCAGAGCAUGCUGAUUUUAUUAUGGGUGAUUUUAUAGAUGUGGAUGUAGCAAUUAAUGAUGCAAAACCAGCAGCUCAGCAGAAAUCACCAAAGAAGAUAGCUGAUAAGUCUCAGGAAACUAAACAAACUGAAAAGGCAAGAAUGGAGUCUUGGUGCUUUUGUGAGGUACCUCAUGGCCCAGAUGAACCUCAUAAUCAUGCUGGAGUUGAAACUAAAACUAUGAAUGAUUUAACUGCCAAUAUUGUUAAUAAUGAUAAGGGAUGUCCAUCGAAGAUAAAUGAGAGUGAUACUAACACAGAUCUAGUUGCAAGUGCUCAUGCCACUGGUGCAACUUCCCUACUUCAGUUAUCAAUGGAACAUGUAGCUCAUGGUUCAAUUCCUCCUAGUACUAUUAGUGAGGGCCUGCAAGAAGCCACUGGUGCUGUGACCAUUGAUGCUUCAUCUUUAGUAGUUCCUCAGAUGGAAGGAGGACCACAAAAUGUAGUUGGGCCCGCCAGUCAACCAGGAGUUGCUUCAGUCACCCAAGCUUCUCCGUCAGUUGGGCAGAGCGUAAUGGGUGGCCAUGUGGUUACUGCCAUAAGCCAGCAUGGUGCCCAAGGAAGUGGGCGAUUAGUCAGUCAGCCAAUGAUUAGUGGGCAAGUUGUCACUGCUGGUCAACUGGUUGGCACUAGUCAGUUGAUGACACCAGAAGGUACAAUCUACAUUGAGGCCAGUGAAAUGUUAAGCAAUGGAGCAGUUGUGAUAAACCCUGGCCAAGGCACCUAUAUCAGCUAUGAUCAGAUUACAAUUGGAGCAGAUGGUCAGCAAUCAGAGUUUGGACAAGUCCUUUGCUUGUUCUCCAUUUCCUUUAGUCUUGAGCAUCAUUGGAGCAAAGGCUGUUUAGCCUGCAUGGCCUUCCUCCUAUGA
Molecule: messenger RNA, 1533 nt
Organism: Penaeus monodon (black tiger shrimp)
Lineage: Eukaryota; Metazoa; Arthropoda; Malacostraca; Decapoda; Penaeidae
Product: zinc finger protein 76-like
Exons: 2
Coding region: 1-1533 (510 amino acids)
Biological process (GO): regulation of transcription by RNA polymerase II
Molecular function (GO): DNA-binding transcription factor activity, RNA polymerase II-specific; RNA polymerase II cis-regulatory region sequence-specific DNA binding
Source: RefSeq, a predicted model, not a curated record